Botrytis deweyae is the source of this 3948-nucleotide messenger RNA. RefSeq lists its product as uncharacterized. Gene Ontology annotation, molecular function: phosphorelay sensor kinase activity. The coding region runs from base 1 to 3948 and encodes 1315 amino acids. The transcript is spliced from 6 exons. Gene Ontology annotation, cellular component: membrane. The record is from RefSeq and is a predicted model, not a curated record. NCBI's taxonomy places the organism in Eukaryota, Fungi, Ascomycota, Leotiomycetes, Helotiales, Sclerotiniaceae. Gene Ontology annotation, biological process: phosphorylation; phosphorelay signal transduction system; cellular hyperosmotic response.
AUGGGGGAUUCUACAAUAGCACACACUAUUGCGAUCCUGCAAACUCUCGCAUUAUCGAGUCUCGAACUUCCACCAGCGAAUGUCUACGGCAAUAAAGGGAUUAGGUUACCAGGUGCAGCUACAUCAGAGAAGCUUGCCCUCGAACGAGAACUUACGGCCUUGGUUUCAAGAGUUCAAAGAUUAGAAGCAAAGGCGAUCACAGUCAAUAAUCAAGCCCUACCAGAUACACCGAAUGAAUUAGGAGCACCAUCUGCUUUUGCAGAUGUACUCACCGGUGCUCCAUCCCGUGCCUCAAAGAGUACUACCUCCCGACAACAACUCGUAAAUUCGUUGCUCGCCGCUAGAGAAGCGCCCACCGGCGGUGAAAGGCCUCCUAAAUUUACAAAAUUGAGUGAUGAGGAACUCGAAGCACUCCGCGAACAUGUCGACGAUCAAUCGAAACAACUCGAUAGUCAGAAAUCUGAGUUGGCUGGUGUACAUGCUCAACUGUUUGAGCAGAAGCAGAGACAAGAACAAGCACUCAAUGUUCUCGAGGUCGAACGCGUAGCAGCUCUCGAAAGAGAACUGAAGAAGCAUCAACAAGCCAACGAGGCUUUCCAGAAAGCUCUACGGGAAAUAGGAGAGAUUGUCACAGCUGUAGCUAGAGGUGAUCUCAGUAAGAAGGUACAAAUCCACUCCGUGGAGAUGGACCCUGAGAUUACCACUUUCAAGCGGGUUAUCAAUACUAUGAUGGAUCAGCUUCAGAUAUUCUCGAGUGAGGUCUCCCGUGUAGCGAGAGAGGUCGGCACAGAAGGUAUUCUCGGUGGACAAGCCAAGAUUUCUGGUGUUGAUGGUACAUGGAAGGAGUUGACUGACAAUGUCAACGUUAUGGCACAAAAUCUCACCGAUCAAGUCCGAGAAAUUGCUUCCGUCACUACUGCUGUAGCCCAUGGAGAUCUCACACAAAAGAUUGAGAGACCAGCUCAGGGUGAGAUACUCCAACUGCAACAAACGAUCAAUACCAUGGUGGAUCAACUGAGAACGUUCGCCGCCGAGGUCACCCGCGUAGCAAGAGAUGUAGGAACUGAAGGUAUUCUUGGAGGUCAAGCGGAAAUCGAAGGCGUCCAAGGCAUGUGGAACACAUUGAUAGUGAACGUCAACGCUAUGGCCAACAACCUCACCACACAAGUGCGCGAUAUAGCCAUUGUCACAACAGCUGUCGCAAAGGGAGAUUUGACACAGAAGGUUCAGGCAGAGUGUAAGGGUGAAAUUAAGCAGUUGAAGGAGACUAUAAAUUCCAUGGUGGACCAAUUACAACAAUUUGCGCGAGAAGUCACGAAGAUUGCUAGGGAGGUCGGUACCGAAGGUAGACUGGGCGGGCAAGCAACAGUGCAUGAUGUUGAAGGCACUUGGAGAGACCUCACCGAAAAUGUGAAUGGUAUGGCCAUGAAUCUUACGACACAAGUACGAGAGAUCGCAAAGGUUACUACCGCUGUCGCUAGAGGAGAUUUGACCAAGAAGAUUGAAGUGGAAGUUCAGGGAGAAAUCGCUUCGCUGAAAGAUACCAUCAACACCAUGGUGGACAGACUUGGCACAUUCGCUUUUGAGGUUAGCAAAGUCGCCAGGGAGGUCGGAACUGAUGGAACCCUUGGUGGGCAAGCGCAAGUUGAUAACGUCGAAGGAAAGUGGAAAGACCUCACCGAAAAUGUGAACACCAUGGCCAGAAACUUGACUACUCAAGUACGAGGUAUCUCGACUGUUACACAAGCUAUUGCCAAUGGCGACAUGAGUCAGAAGAUUGAGGUUGCUGCUGCGGGUGAAAUACUCAUACUAAAGGAAACCAUAAAUAACAUGGUAGACAGAUUGAGUAUCUUCUCCAAUGAAGUGCAAAGAGUCGCCAAAGAUGUGGGUGUGGAUGGUAAGAUGGGUGGUCAAGCUGACGUUGCCGGGAUUGGCGGCCGUUGGAAAGAGAUCACGACGGAUGUCAAUACCAUGGCUAACAACUUGACAACUCAAGUGCGCGCCUUUGGUGAUAUUACUAACGCCGCAACCGACGGCGACUUCACAAAAUUGAUCACUGUCGAAGCAUCUGGAGAGAUGGAUGAGUUGAAACGAAAGAUCAACCAGAUGGUCUACAAUUUGAGGGACAGUAUUCAAAGAAACACCUUGGCUAGGGAGGCUGCCGAAUUUGCCAACAGAACGAAGUCUGAAUUCUUGGCCAACAUGUCUCACGAGAUUCGAACACCUAUGAACGGUAUCAUUGGUAUGACCCAGUUGACACUCGACACCGAUCUUACUCAAUAUCAACGAGAAAUGCUCAACAUUGUUCACAACUUGGCCAACAGUUUAUUGACCAUCAUUGAUGAUAUUCUCGAUUUGUCAAAGAUCGAAGCAAACCGUAUGAUCAUGGAGGAGAUUCCAUACACUCUUAGAGGAACCGUCUUCAACGCACUCAAGACUCUGGCCGUCAAGGCAAAUGAGAAAUUCUUAGAUCUCACUUACCGCGUGGAUAGUUCAGUUCCAGAUCACGUGGUUGGUGAUUCGUUCCGUCUUCGACAAAUUAUUCUCAACCUGGUUGGAAACGCUAUCAAGUUCACAGAGCAUGGUGAAGUUUCUUUGACGAUCCAAAAAGCCGAACAAGAUCAUUGCGCGCCAAAUGAAUAUGCAGUCGAGUUCUGCGUUUCUGAUACUGGUAUCGGUAUCCAAGCUGAUAAACUCAAUUUGAUUUUCGACACUUUCCAACAAGCAGACGGAUCUAUGACGAGAAAAUUCGGAGGUACUGGUCUAGGUCUAUCAAUCUCAAAGAGACUUGUAAACCUCAUGCGUGGAGACGUUUGGGUCAAGAGUCAGUACGGAAAGGGCAGUUCAUUCUACUUCACGUGUACAGUCCGCCUCGCAACCUCAGACAUCAGCUUCAUUCAGAAACAACUCAAGCCAUAUCAAGGUCACAAUGUUCUGUUUAUCGACAAAGGACAGACUGGUCAUGGAAAAGAAAUAAUCACUAUGCUUACACAACUUGGUUUGGUACCCGUUGUUGUCGACUCUGAGCAGCAUACCAUUCUUCUCGGCAAUGGAAGAACCAAGGAAAAGAUUGCUUCAACUUACGAUGUGAUUGUUGUGGACUCAAUUGAGUCCGCUCGAAAACUGCGAUCAAUCGAUGAGUUCAAGUAUAUCCCAAUUGUUCUCUUGGCUCCUGUCGUCCAUGUCAGCUUGAAGUCUGCUUUGGAUCUUGGUAUCACUUCUUACAUGACCACUCCAUGUUUAACGAUCGAUCUUGGCAACGGUAUGAUUCCUGCCUUGGAGAACCGAGCUGCACCCUCAUUGGCGGACAACACAAAAUCCUUCGACAUUCUCUUGGCCGAAGACAACAUCGUCAAUCAACGCUUAGCAGUGAAGAUUCUAGAAAAGUAUCAUCACGUCGUUACUGUCGUUGGCAAUGGUCAAGAAGCACUAGAUGCCAUCAAGGAGAAACGAUACGAUGUUAUUCUCAUGGACGUUCAAAUGCCAAUUAUGGGAGGUUUCGAAGCAACCGCUAAGAUUAGAGAGUACGAACGAAGUCUUGGAACGCAAAGAACGCCUAUUAUCGCACUUACGGCACACGCUAUGUUGGGUGAUCGCGAAAAAUGUAUUCAAGCCCAAAUGGAUGAAUACCUUUCUAAGCCUCUGAAACAAAAUCAUCUCAUUCAGACAAUCUUGAAAUGUGCAACUCUUGGAGGUGCAUUGCUCGAGAAGGGUAGGGAGGUUAGGCAAUCCGCUAAUGAGGAGAGCCCCAACUCGCAAAAUGGUACUCGCGGUACACAGCAUCCUGCAUCGAGUCCCACACCAGCCCAUAUGAGACCGGCUAUUGAGCCUCGUGCAUACACGACUACUGGCCCUAUAAAUCAUGGAAGUGUGGAGAGUCCUUCACUUGUAACGGCAGAUGCUGAGGAUCCACUUGCGAGGCUUCUAAUGCGUGCGCAUAGCAGCUAG